Molecule: messenger RNA, 1645 nt
Organism: Corapipo altera (White-ruffed manakin)
Lineage: Eukaryota; Metazoa; Chordata; Aves; Passeriformes; Pipridae
Exons: 8
Coding region: 74-1645 (523 amino acids)
Biological process (GO): heart development; cell-substrate junction assembly; nervous system development
Molecular function (GO): proteoglycan binding; integrin binding
Source: RefSeq, a predicted model, not a curated record
AACAUGAUUUUGCUUUGAAGCUGUGGUGAUUCAAGCACUUCAGAAACACGGGGACUAUAACAUUUCUUUCUCUAUGGAUCAAGCAAUUCUUCUGCUGCUUUUAUUAAAAUGUUUGUUUAAGGGUUUAGAGUGUCUUGACUGUGACCAAGGGAAAAUGCCUGCUAGAGCAGUUUCGAUAGAGUGGACUGAAUUGCCCAAAGGGGAGGAUCCAGACUACUAUAUUGUGACAUACCAGCAAACAGAUGCUUUCAGUCAAAAAAUUGUAAGAAACAUUUCUAAAGUUGAACAGGAACCUGUUAGUACUACAGUUCUGCUUGAGGAAAAUAAGAAGUAUGAUAUAACAAUAGAAUCUCUAAAGAAUGGGCAAAUCUUAAGUGUAAAAUCAUUUAAGACACGUGGAAUUUCAGAAAAUUGCAUAAAAACAUUUGUAACAGCUACUACAGUGUCUUUUAACUGGAGUAUGGUGACCAAAGAAUUUUCAGUUUCUGUUUUACUGAACGGUACUUCUGAGAUUAUAAAAAGACCCAGUGGAUUCUUUGUAUGGAGAAAUUUGACACCUGCCACCUUAUAUACAUUCAAGUUUAUAUUUGAGCAAUUACAUCUUGAAUUUGUAAAUGUGUCUCAGUCACUGGAUGUUCAAGCCGAAACAGGCACCUGUUCCCAAGGGUGGGUGGCAUUCCAAAGCAGCUGCUAUCGAAUGGGUAAGGAGAGCAAGCCAUGGAAAUCAGCACAACAAACCUGUCAAACGUCUUCUCAAGGGGCACAUCUUCUUGACAUAGGGAGUGAAGAAGAAUAUGGUUUUAUGUUGUCAUAUCUCCAGAAAAUUAGUCGAAUAAUCAUGAUAUGGACAGGUCUUAAUGACUUAAAGGAAGAAGGUCAGCUCUUGUGGACAGAUGGAUCUCCUUAUCUUCUAAAAGCUGGCAUCUCAUCUUUGUCAAUGAUACCAGAAAACCAAACUGACUGCUAUGUCCUUCAGAGAGAUCCUACUGGUCCAGAUUAUUUCUUCACAGGAUUUUUCUGCUAUGUACAGCUGCCAUAUAUUUGUGAAUAUGAAUUACCUUUGGUACCAGAGAACAUCACGUUUAGUGUGCAUGAUGUCAAGACAACUGAAGCUGCAUUUAUGUGGAGUGAUAUGGGCAUGUGGCUUAAGUCAGGCUUUGCACUUAUAAUCAAGUACUAUUUUGAUCAGGGGAAACCAUACAUUCUGAACUUGCCUGUUAAUACAACUCAAACAAAAAUUGUGCACUUGUCUCCUGGCCUUCACUAUAGUUUUUUAUUAGCAGCAAGGAACUCAGAAGGAGCACAGUCUGUCUUAAGUCCAAUUCUGAACGUAGAAACAAGACCCUUGCACUCCCAGAAGUUAGAGGCUACAUAUGUUUCAUCUGCAGAAAUACAUUUAAAAUGGAAUCCUCCACAGCAUUCAUCCAGUGUUUCUUUUCAUUACUACCUUGUCAACGUGUUGGAUACUGAAACCAACAUCUGGGAACAGUUGCCAGUUGAAAAAAGCAAGACUUCAAUAGUCAUACGAAAUAUAAAACCUUAUCAUCACUAUCAGGUAUAUUUACAGAACGUAGCAGAGAAAGGAACUCUCAGCUGCCAUGAGAAACCUAUAUUAGUCACAACAGGUGAUGUAUCCAUUUUUUAA